UGGAGGAGACAGAUAAGAAAAGUUCAAAACAGACAUUUGGAAACAUGGAUUCUACUGCCGGAGUCGAAAGGUUGAAAAGGGAUAUUCCCCCAGCUCAUUUCAUAUUUAUGAUACGUUCUUUUUCUUUACUCGAUGAAACAGGAAAUGAGAAACAUGAAUCCGGAGUUUUCCAGGCUUGUGAUAAAAAAUGGAAGCUAUGUGUUUAUCCCAAGGGAAAGAAGAAGCAGGCAGAUGGAGAUGGAGAUGGUCAUAUCUCCCUCUACCUAGAAAUUGUUGACACUAAUGAUUAUCCCCGUGGAUGGGAAGUUCACGUUAAGUUUAGUCUUUUUGUGUACGAUUAUGUUCAGGAUAAAUAUUUGACAGUACAAGAUGCUGGAGGAAAAGUGAGGCGGUUUCACUAUAUGAAAACUCAAUGGGGCUUCGAUCAGCUACUUUCUUUGUCUACUUUCAAGGAUCCCUCUAAUGGAUAUCUAGUUGAUGACACAUGUGCAUUUGGAGCUGAGAUUCUUGUCGUUUCUGAUGCUGCUACAAAACGCCGCGAAUGUCUUUCAAUGGUAAAAGAUCCAACAAGCAAAACUUACACAUGGAGAAUAAACGACUUCACAUCAAAAAAGAACCAGAAUAUCAUAUAUUCUGAUGAGUUCACCAUUGAAGGAAGCAAAUGGUACCUACCCUACGUAAUUUUCACCAAUUACUCACUAUGCAAACUUUAACACAAAAAUAUAUGCCUUUCUUAAAAUUUUUCAAGUUUACACAUUUAGUUAUUACAAAAUGCAUAUUUAGUACUCCCUCCGUCCCUAAUUGUUUGUCUCAUUUACUUUUUGCACGGUUUUUAAUACAACAUAACAAAUGAUACUAAUUUUUCAAUUUUGCCCUUCAAAAGUAGGUAUAAUUUGUACAAAGUACAAUUGUACUUGUCUCAUUAAUGGUCUAAAAAGUUAGAAAAGUCAAAAGGGUAAAUUGGGAAAUGUAAAAUGAUAGUUAUGUUCAAUUUUAGAAAGAGGACACUAUUUUGGGACAAACUAAAAAGGAAAGUAAGACAGGUAAAAUGGGACGGAAGGAGUAUUAAAAGAAUGCACUUGCAAAAAUGUGAAAGUGCAUUUCACUUAGGGCUGUCAAAACAGGUCAGCCCGCCCUGCCGCGGGCCUAAUUUUUGGCGGGCUUGACGAGCCAGGCCCGCAGGCUAGGAUUCAGGCACCCCUAACCCGCCCC
Messenger RNA from Ipomoea triloba (trilobed morning glory), 1212 nucleotides. RefSeq names its product ubiquitin carboxyl-terminal hydrolase 12-like. Lineage: Eukaryota; Viridiplantae; Streptophyta; Magnoliopsida; Solanales; Convolvulaceae. Gene Ontology annotation, molecular function: protein binding. The coding region runs from base 45 to 713 and encodes 222 amino acids. The record is from RefSeq and is a predicted model, not a curated record. The transcript is spliced from 3 exons.